AUGUCUAUCGACUCCUUCACCCACGCAACACCUACACCGCUUCUUGAUGGCGAAUUCACACUCUUGAAUGGACACAAAGCUACAAUAUCAUGCGAGCGAGGAGGUGAGAGGAAAACAUUUCCUGGAAACGCUAGAUCAUCAGACCAACAACCAACUCAACUGAGCUACGGCAGCAAGUGUUCGACAUUCCUAUUCGAUGUUUGUUUGUACUCGGUCAACAAGGAGCAUGGUUUUUGA
Molecule: messenger RNA, 237 nt
Organism: Sclerotinia sclerotiorum 1980 UF-70
Lineage: Eukaryota; Fungi; Ascomycota; Leotiomycetes; Helotiales; Sclerotiniaceae
Exons: 1
Coding region: 1-237 (78 amino acids)
Source: RefSeq, a predicted model, not a curated record